Sinocyclocheilus rhinocerous is the source of this 891-nucleotide messenger RNA. Its product is annotated as peptidyl-prolyl cis-trans isomerase FKBP1A-like. Bases 127 to 501 code for a protein of 124 amino acids. Gene Ontology annotation, biological process: protein peptidyl-prolyl isomerization. Gene Ontology annotation, molecular function: peptidyl-prolyl cis-trans isomerase activity. NCBI's taxonomy places the organism in Eukaryota, Metazoa, Chordata, Actinopteri, Cypriniformes, Cyprinidae. The transcript is spliced from 5 exons. Gene Ontology annotation, cellular component: sarcoplasmic reticulum membrane; cytoplasm. The record is from RefSeq and is a predicted model, not a curated record.
UGAUGGAGCUGUUCGGCGUCUGUCCGCUGGCGGCGCGGACCGGGCUUUCUGCCCUCAAUCACAAUUACUGAGUUACUGAAGCGCAUUCUGUGUGCAGAGCUUCAGGAGUCAAAACGAGCAGCCAGGAUGGGAGUCGAGGUUGAAACCAUUACUCCUGGAGACGGAUUUGCCGUGCAUUUUAAACAUCUUCUCCUCUUGUUUUGGAUUUCAGGAAGUACUUUCCCCAAAAAAGGACAGACGUGUGUCGUGCACUACGUGGGCUCUCUGACAGAUGGACACAAGUUCGACUCCUCCAGGGACCGAGGAAAGCCUUUCAAAUUCAAAAUUGGCAAACAAGAAGUCAUCCGUGGUUGGGAUGAAGGAGUAGCCCAGAUGAGUGUGGGGCAGCGUGCCAAGCUGACUUGCACUCCGGACUUUGCUUACGGGAGCAAGGGGCACCCGGGCAUCAUUCCUCCCAACGCAACCCUCAUAUUUGAUGUGGAGCUGAUUGGCUUGGAGUAAAGCCCCCACAAUUGGACUCAGGUUAUUCCCAAUUCAUUCUUUCAGGGUCAACCUUUUUAAGGAACAUUGCUCCAUGCAUGUGAUCCUCAAAAGGGGCUAGUGUUAAUAGCGAUACCACUUAGCUUAGCUCUGUUUUGCAUUUGUAUAUUUUGUUGCCUUUUAUUUCUUUUCUGCUUGACAUAAUCACUGGUAUACUCUCCAUUAUUGGAUGUUCACUAAGACGCCGGUUUCUUUUUUUCCCCCUUUCCUUCUCUUUUUAUAUUUGAUUUCUGUGUUGUAAACGCGAUCACAGCAACAGGGUUGUGGCUGAGCUGGUAACAAGUACUCUGGUGGGGAAAUCUGGUUAAGUAUAAAACAAAACUACUUGAAAAUAAAUUGUUUAUAAAAAGA